This is a messenger RNA of Paramacrobiotus metropolitanus, 2329 nucleotides long. RefSeq lists its product as uncharacterized. Gene Ontology annotation, molecular function: GTPase activity; GTP binding. Bases 482 to 2008 code for a protein of 508 amino acids. The record is from RefSeq and is a predicted model, not a curated record. Gene Ontology annotation, cellular component: membrane. NCBI's taxonomy places the organism in Eukaryota, Metazoa, Tardigrada, Eutardigrada, Parachela, Macrobiotidae. The transcript has 12 exons.
UAGUUUUUCCCAUAACCGUAGAAAAUCUCGAUGAAUUUAGAAAUUCAAUCAAUACUUGAGAGUGAACGAUUAUCGCUCACGUUUUCACGGAGCAAAUUUUCUUAUACUUAAUUGAUUGCUGUCAUGUAAAAAAGGCUGUUUGACGGUUUCAGGAAAGCUUAAAAAGCCAAGAAUUUCUUAAUUUUUCUCUUACGGUCUUACCUAACAUAAAUAAGGUUAACUGGGUGACCGAUCUCAUCUAUCAGGAUUCAGGAGCUGAAGGUGCGAAAUUUUUAUUUAGUCACUUCAGUGCAUUCCGAUUUAGCGUGUUCUCAGACCUCAAUCGUAUAUGCUGGUUUGAUGGGAACUACACCGAAUAGCGUCCCAGGAUUUGUAAACUGAAUCAAAAUCGAUCCGAAUUCAUUUGGUUUUGCCCUACAGCCUUCGCUGUGUUUACGUUCGUGUUGAAAGAAGUGCUGCAGUUGCAGUGAAUUGAUUACCCAUGGCUUUUGAACCGGACGAGAAGUUCGAUUUUUUAUUCAAAAUUGUCUUAAUCGGAGAUGCCGGAAUAGGCAAAACUUGCAUUGUACAACGAUUUAAGAGUGGAAACUAUGUGGAGCGGCAAGGCAGCACAAUUGGAGUGGAUUUUACCAUGAAAACUUUGGUGAUAGAUAAAAAGCGCAUUAAGCUCCAGAUUUGGGACACAGCUGGCCAGGAAAGAUUCCGAACGAUUACUCAGAGUUAUUACCGAUCUGCCAAUGGAGUGAUUAUCGCGUAUGAUAUCACAAAACGGGAUACAUUCCUUAACGUUAAUCAUUGGUGCGAAGAUGUGCUUCGCUACGCCGGAGCCGGAGUUUCGCAGAUUUUAGUUGGUUGUAAAUGUGAUAUGGAAACUAGCCGAGAAGUCCCGAAAACCGAAGCGGAAGCCUUGGCAGAUGCUCACAAUAUGUUGGCCUUUCUGGAAUGCAGUGCUAAAGACAAUACGAAUAUUGAUUCAGUAUUCGAAACUUUGGCCAAGGAUUUAAUGCAUAAGUUUGGAAGCACUGCUCUGGAUGAUAGCAGUCCAUCAGGGAAGAUCAACUUCGAUUACCGCAAUAAGCAGACUGAGGAGAAACAAAUGUUGGCGUUCGUUGGAUUCUUGCUCUUUCCACUGGCAGCCAUCGUUAUGUGGUCGUUUCCUGCUGUUAAACUGGCAUUGAGCACGGAAGACGACAAUGUCACGCUCACUCCGCUGCAACCUGCGCAAACUCACUGCAACCCUGGCGCACUCACGGAUACAUUCGGAUUUAUGAUACAGUUGGCGCUUGGCGGAAUUGCUUUCGCGUUUUUGAUCAUCAAGAGAUAUUGCGAAUCUAAGGAGACCAGAAGGGCUUGGUGGGUUUGGGCUUUCGAUACGUCUAAGCAGAUUAUUGCCUCGUUUGUUACCCAUUUCGGGAAUGUCUUCAUAUCCGAAUAUGCAAAAGGAGAUCCAUGCAGCUGGUAUUUUAUCAAUUUCCUUGUUGACUCGACCGCGGGGCUUGUGAUAAUUUUCUUCGGUCUCAGACUUGCUGCAUACUUGACAGUGCGCUUCGGAUUGACUCUUUUGCAGUCUGGUGAAUACGGUAAUAGUCGAAAACAGCGGAUUAAAGCUUUCGUUGGGCAGACUUUCGUAUACUGUGUCGUAUCCACGAUAGAGAAGGCUCUUACCGCAUCGUUUAUGGUUGCUAUUUGGAAGCCAAUGCAGUCGUUGGUCAUUUGGCCGCAUGUCAAUCCCAAAUUGGAAGUGGCAGUUGUGCUUCUUAUCGUGCCUUUUGUUGUCAACGUGAUUGUAUUUUGGAUCAUUGAUAAUUUAUUGAUGCGCAAGCGCAAAAAGCAGCUAGCCGAUUUGAGUGAAGAAGUGCUGGUUUCGAAUCCCAGAAACGAAGCUCCGCUGGAUUGGUCAGCAUCCUCACGAAGUGACUCGGUGGAUGAUUACGAGCCUCUUAUGCGAGCGUCUCGCGGUUUUGAUGCCGAUGGCGGAUCUACCUCCAGAAUGCAUUCUAUAACAUGAUGGCUUAUCCGUAUUAUCACAAAUCCGUCGUUUAGAAUAUAUGAUCUCGUGUUUUUGUAAAUGGAAAGUAUCUCUUCCCAAGUUCCCAUAUUACAUUUUAGCCACCAUUUAAAAUACUUGGGUGUAACUGUACUCGUGAGUCGUGUUCACAGAAUUGCGAAGAUCUGGUGCUCCGGUGUGGUUAUCAGUUUCUUUUGUUAUUGAAUGGUUUAUUUUACAAUUCCCUUCUCGACUCUUUCCAGAUAUCAGUUUUAUUUUUCUCGCUGUUUUGUGAAAGUGAUUUUUAUGCUUUUAUUGGAGCUGUAUAAAACAUUGUAUCUG